CCGUGGAUUAGUGAGAGCGCGCGCGCGUGAGGAAUCCACUUCAGACUCGUGAGCUGUCAUCACAAAAUCCCAAUGUCUGGAAAUGAAGAGCGCACGUUUAUUGUCAUCAAGCCUGACGGAGUGCAGAGGGGGCUCAUCGGAGACAUCAUCAAGCGUUUCGAACAGAAGGGCUUCAAGUUAGUAGCUAUGAAGUUGAUCCAGGCUGAUGAGGAUCUCCUGAGACAGCACUACUGUGACCUGAAGGAUCAGCCUUUCUUCCCUGGGCUUGUUAGGUUUAUGUCUUCUGGCCCUGUGGUUGCUAUGGUGUGGGAGGGUUUUAAUGUUAUAAAAACGGGCAGAGUAAUGCUCGGCGAGACUAAUCCCAUCGACUCCAAACCUGGGACUAUCAGAGGUGACUUUUGCAUUCAGGUUGUCCGGAACAUCAUUCACGGCAGUGAUUCUGUCGAAAGUGCCAACACCGAGAUCAACCUGUGGUUCAAACCAGAGGAGAUCUGGGACUGCACCAAAUGUCAGGACAGCUGGCUCAAUGGCUGAACACUUCAUUUUCUGCACUUUUCUCCCUCUCUGGCACUUCUGAUUUAGUCAUUCCUUUUUCAUGUUGCCCCACUGUAUCUGGUGUUUGGCUUUACAAUAAAACCAAAAAUAAUUAUAUCCCAUGAGUUUAAGGUGACAGUUUCAACGAGUUUCAAUUACAUAAAACAAAUGUUAGAGCCACUUUGACAUGAAUAGUCUGAGGAUUGAUCUCUUGAUGAUUUUAUUUAAUUAAACAUAAUACUUCAAGUAGUUCAAAUGAAAUAAUUGGAGGUCUAUUUAUACUUACUGUAUGGUAUUGAUGGCCCCACUCAGGCAAAGCAACAGAUCAUGUGUCUUUAGUUUUUGACAGCGCUAUGCCACAAAAAGCACUGCAGUAAGGAAUGAACUUGGGAAAUAAAGUACACAGUGCUCAUUUAAAAGAUACCAUAGCACCAGCAGUGCUGAUUUCAUAAAGUCCAUUAAAAUAUCAGUACACCACAUAAUACAAAACCUGUAAUUCCAGUUUGUUACUUAGAAAAAAAAAAGCAUGCAAGAACAGGAUUGUCUAGUCUUUUUGCAGUUUUUACAUAUACAGUUCUUUUGAAUAAUGUAGUUCACAUCAUACAAUUAGAGAAAGGUCUCUUCCAGUCAAGUACUGUUCAUCCUGCCAGUGUACAGUACAUGCAGAAAUAAAUUCAUCCAGUAAGAUACAUAAUGCAUACACACCAAAGAGUCAGAAGUGAGUUUAAAUGAAUGCUCCAUUGGAACACUUCUUGUCCUGUAUAUUCUACCAGAUCAUGUUUUGGUGAUGUUUUUGUGUGUUUUAACCACAUGGGCCCCAUUUUAUUAAAAUAAAGGUUAUCUUUUUGGUCA
Molecule: messenger RNA, 1386 nt
Organism: Carassius gibelio (silver crucian carp)
Lineage: Eukaryota; Metazoa; Chordata; Actinopteri; Cypriniformes; Cyprinidae
Product: nucleoside diphosphate kinase A-like
Exons: 5
Coding region: 73-534 (153 amino acids)
Biological process (GO): UTP biosynthetic process; CTP biosynthetic process; GTP biosynthetic process
Molecular function (GO): nucleoside diphosphate kinase activity
Source: RefSeq, a predicted model, not a curated record